CAGCAGCCUUUAUAAACAUGGCCCCUUUAGACACCUUAGGGUUACCAUUACAAUCCAUCCAUCCACGCCAUUUGUGCCUUUCCUGCUGACAGCACAAAUUCACUCUCCAUCAACGACUUUUUUCACACUUCAGAUUGAAAACGUAGCACCUGCACUGCAGAGGAACUCACAUCAGAAGGGAAACCUCCCGGCUUAGCAGCAAAUCUCCAAAUCUCCUGCCAUCAUUCCACCUCCAGCAGCCAUGUACAGCUCCAACUACUCCCGAGCCAAAUUUGGCCUGGAGGCCAGAGAGCCACUGCACAGGUCCAGAGGGAAAAGCUGUGGAUACUACAUGAGGAUCAUUUUCUUCUUUUCCUCGCUGAUCCAGUCUCUGAUCAUAGUCAGCCUGGUGCUUUUCCUCAUCUAUGGGCAGCCAGAGAAGUCUGCAGAAGAGAAAAGGGUCAAGGACCUGGAGCGAAGCUUCAACAUCCUGAGUGACAAAAACAUUGAGCUGAAGAAGGAGAAAGCAGAUAUCAGAACUCAGCUUGGAGCUCGCAUGGCCGAGAAAGCUGCACUGGAGAAAGAUCUGGAAAAGGAGAAGAUCAAAGCCAACAAAACGGAGACUGCACUCAAUCUGAAAUUAACUCAGUGUGAAGGUUUUAAAAAGAUAGCAUUGGCACGGAGCGCGGCGGUGGCGCCAUGUUCCAGCUCUGCCCAGCCGGCUUCUGUGGCGAUCAACAGUGGCAGUGAAAUAAAGACAUUGCAGAGCCUGAACGAGCAGCAGAACGCCAUGAUACACCUGAUCAAUGCCAACUUCACCCGAAUGGUUCAAGACCUGAGCCAGCAGAGAAACGAUGCCCUCAAAGACCGAAACGGUCACCACCAGGAUGCCAUCACGCUGCGCAAAGAAAACACCAUCCUGAAGCAGCAGCUCACCACCUACACCAAGAAGUGCAAAGAGGACUUUGCUCAGUCUCUGGAUGGGAUCAAGACUGUAACCAGUGCCUUCCUGUCCAAGAUUAACAACCUGUUUCCCCACCAGAUGACCUUUCACCUCACCUGUGACAGCCAGCAGGAGCAAAUGGAGAAGAUACGGAACAGCUGCACAAACCUGUCCAGAGAUGUAGAGAACAAGUUCCAGAUAUAUUUAGACAACGUGGGCAACAAGGUGGCUGACAUCCAAUCCCUUUCCAGUCGUCUUGAGGUGAACAAUUCACACUUGACCUCUGACCUGGAGCAGUGCAAAAACAGUCAUGAUCAGAAGAUGGCUGAGGCCAGCAGAAAGCUCGAGCAGAGGCAGCAGACUCAUGACAGCCAGAUGGAGAUGUAUUUGAAAGAGCAGAACCAGCUGAGAGAAGAGAAGAAGGUGCAGGCAGACCGCCUGGCUGGUCAAGACACAGAGCUUCAAGCCCUGAAGAGGAUGAUCCAAACACUCACUGCACAACCCAACUGCAAGCUUGGUGUGCCCUCUGGCCAACAGGUGGCCCCGCAAACAGCAAACAAACAGUCCGGGAGCAUCAGAACAUCUGGCAUCACCCAGGGGUACUGACCAGACCUUCGACGAAUCCUGGCCCUGACCGCAGGAUGCCCUGCCUGUUGCUCCAAUGACUGGAAGUUGUAUCGUUUUGGGACCUACCACUGCUGGACACAGACACACAUAGAUUAAAGACCCAAGAUGGACUGCUUCUAGUUUCAAUUAAGGGCUCUAUUUUUGUUGCACUUCUGUUUUUCUUUUUCAUUUCUUCUGUUUGUUAAGACGUUUUGGUAAAAUGUGUUGAAACCUUGCAACUGAAUGGCAUAAGCAGUGGCAUUGUUGUGAUUUGGCACUAUACAUAUAAAAUAAAUUGAACUGAAAUUUACUUCAGCUGUGGAAUUCAAUACAAAAACAGAGAAGUGGAAUAUAAUGAAACAGACUUUCCAAAUAUUCUCUUUUAUUUUGUUUGUCAGAGGAGCCCCUAUGACUAAUUAAUCUAAUAUUGAGAUUUUCCAAUAUGGAAGAGCUAUUUAAAGUACUUUGAGUCAAACAUUAUGGAACAUUUUGAUUCAUAUUCAGUCAUAUUCAAAUGUGUUUUUUUUAGCGAUUUCUUAUGAUGAUAACUAAAGGACUAAAUACAUAUUUCC
Thalassophryne amazonica is the source of this 2100-nucleotide messenger RNA. It is a transcript of the gene plvapb, whose product is annotated as plasmalemma vesicle associated protein b. NCBI's taxonomy places the organism in Eukaryota, Metazoa, Chordata, Actinopteri, Batrachoidiformes, Batrachoididae. Gene Ontology annotation, biological process: positive regulation of cellular extravasation; regulation of vascular permeability. The record is from RefSeq and is a predicted model, not a curated record. The transcript has 9 exons. Gene Ontology annotation, cellular component: caveola. Bases 242 to 1528 code for a protein of 428 amino acids.